AGCACGGAUGAUAACCCGGCGUGGGACAAUAAUUUUCCGCUUUAAACUCUGCUUGCUUCUCUUCCAUAGCGUACAAAAAUGGCAGCUGCCACGACAAGUUCUCCUCUCAACCUCUUAGAUUUCAAUCGUAAACCUAUUUUCCCUUGCAAACUUUCCUCUCCGAGAUGCCGUCCGACAUUGUUAAUGCCCCCCGGAGGAGUUUCCUCAAACUCCAUUGCCGGAACUGGAAGAACCCUUUCCAACCCUCCCAGUUAUAUGUCAACCUGCUUAGUGAUCCCUCCGCCGCCUAAAUUCCAAAAACCCAAGGCGAUUAUCAAAUUUAUCGGCGGAGCUUUCAUCGGGGCCGUCCCCGAGGUCACUUACAGUUAUUUGCUGGAGAUGCUGGCAGUGGAAGGGUAUUUAAUCAUUUGCGUACCUUACAACGUGACGUUCGACCAUGCGGAAAUCACUAGGCGAGUGUCUGAGAGGUUCACUUCUUGUUUGGAUUCGAUUUUGUGCUCUGGGUUGCCGGAUUUAGGGCUUUCUGCUCUUGAGGUUUCAGAUUUGCCUCUUUAUUCUGUAGGACACAGCAAUGGAGCUCUUCUUCAAACUCUCACCGAGAGUUAUUUCUCAGAAAGAAUACCAAAGGCUAAUGUAAUAAUAUCAUACAACAACCGCCCAGCAUCAGAGGCAGUGCCAUACUUUAAGCAGUUGGGGCUUGUGGUCAGUCAGAUGCUGCCAGUUUUAGCAACAUUUCCGGUUUAUUCAGUUGUUGAGGCUGCUUCAGGAAAUGCAUGGAAGCUCCUGCUUGAUACAGCUGAAACGGUGGUACCAAACUAUGACCAGAAAGCAUUUGGUUCAUUCAUGACUAGAUUUACUGAUCAAUUGCCUUUGAUAAUUAAUGAGCUUGCUGAAGGGAUAUCAGAAUUCAAGCCAACACCACUUGAGAAUCUAAAGAGCAUACGAGAACUUUAUAAUGUUCAGUCCACUCUACUGGUUAAGUUUGACUCUGAUACAAUCGACGAGACGGAUCAACUUGAAGAGACACUGAGACCUCGCAUUGAAACUUUUGGUGGAAAACUAGAGAAGGCCGUCUUAAGUGGUAACCACAUUACACCCUGCCUUCAGGAACUGAGAUGGGAAGUCGGGAAUGUCUACACCCCAGCAGAUGCUUUAGGGCAAGUACUAAAGAAUGUGUCAGUUAAUGACACCAGAAGGCUUGCUACAACCAUCGCCAACUGGCUUGAUCGUCUCUCUCACUAAUUACAGUGUUGAGGUUUGGUGUUUAGUAUUCAUUCAUUAAUCCAAAGUUAUAUAUGCUGGAUUAUCCCUUUGCUAGCUGAGGAAUGAACAGAUUCUUGCUUGGAAAUCAUUCAUCCACAAUAGUAUGGUGACUUUUCUGCUGAGACACCAAACACGUGUUCUACUGGGUGUUGAAGAAGUAAUCGAGCCACUCGUUGAGUUGAUCUCUUCUUCUAUUUCCAAAUCAGAAGCAUUGGUGCCACAAGAGGAGAAAGCAGCAUGUUUGUUCAUCUGAUCAAUGAG
Cuscuta europaea is the source of this 1524-nucleotide messenger RNA. The record is from the annotation of a GenBank genome assembly. NCBI's taxonomy places the organism in Eukaryota, Viridiplantae, Streptophyta, Magnoliopsida, Solanales, Convolvulaceae.